AUGGCAGGAUUGGCAGAGAAGAUGCUUGAAUACGUAUUGGAGACGCGAGUUGAUGCGCAGGAGGAUGGAGCAGAACUGGACGUGUUUCUCGAGGACCUCGUGCUUACGCAUAUCAUUUAUCUACCCACCAACACCCUCUGCAACUACCUCAAACACUAUUAUACAAGAGCGGCCGAGGGCACUGGACGAUCUCGAGCAACGAAUUUCAGCCAAACGACGAGUUGUCUCCUUUCUGUGGCUCUGGGAAUCCACUAUUUUCUUGAUCCUGCAGCAAAUGCCUUUGUUGAGGUGAAUCUUCUUUGUGACGUCACUGUAGCUAAUUACAAGCCCCGCAGUACCAAAUAUGUUUCUUUUUCAGAGUUAUAUUGCCAUGUACUGGAGGAUAACCGUAGCUUACCAGGUUUGGGUCCGAUAAUUGUUCGACUGACAGCUUUACGUGACUUGCGAGAGGAGGCACGCCGUACCUUAGCCCGACAUCCAGCAGUUGUUCUUGAAUGCGGGGUGCUCUCCACAAUGGCACCAGCACCAAGCAAUCAGAUCAUUCCUUCCGUCGAUACCACAACUUUAUGCCUCACAAUACGGGAUGAUAAGACGGCGAAGGAGAUCGGUGAACUGGCGUCCGAUACUCGCCAUUCGGAGCUCAGCAUCACGACGAAUUGGCUUUUUGGUAUAAGUGAAAAGCCAAGCGGAGGCGGUUUUAUAGAUGCUGAAGCACGUAAAAAAGUUGUUUUCUAUGACGGCGAUGUGAGCAUUCCGACGAUGUUGUCUUUAAACAGCAAGCUAUACGUCGUGAGCAAAGAUGAAAUAGACUCC
Cooperia oncophora is the source of this 813-nucleotide messenger RNA. The record is from the annotation of a GenBank genome assembly. NCBI's taxonomy places the organism in Eukaryota, Metazoa, Nematoda, Chromadorea, Rhabditida, Trichostrongylidae.